This is a messenger RNA of Helianthus annuus (common sunflower), 1668 nucleotides long. Its product is annotated as PH domain-containing protein DDB_G0287875-like. The transcript has 4 exons. Bases 1 to 1668 code for a protein of 555 amino acids. The record is from RefSeq and is a predicted model, not a curated record. Lineage: Eukaryota; Viridiplantae; Streptophyta; Magnoliopsida; Asterales; Asteraceae.
AUGAAAGAUAAAAUCUAUCGAACAUGGAAAGAGGCAAAAAGCGCAAAAAUAUGGGAUGCUGAUCGCGAAUGCUAUUUGGAUCCUAAAGGAAACAUAGUUGUUGAACCUUCAUCAAUCAGUGUUGAAACUCUCAUAGAGCAAAUAGCAGAAGAAGAAGAAGAAGAAGAAGAAGAAGAAGAAGCAAGACAGAGAAUGUGGGCACGAGAAGCUGAAGAAAAGUUGAAGUCAAAAAAGGUCGAUGAUGGGAUAAUCGACACGACAAAAGAGUUCACAGCAGAUAACCUGAAGAAAAUGGCUGAUAAAGUUCUUGCAGCGAAAGAGUUAGAGGUAGAUUCUAAGUCUGGAACUGAGUCAAAGAACAAGGUCAGUUCUAAUGAUUCAACAAAUGAGUCAGAACGAAUUAGGAAAGAAAAUGAAAAGUUAAUUCAUGAAAACCGUCAACUUUCCAAAAAUUACGAGAAGCUAAAUAGAACGAUAAAAGAUUCUGAUGAAAGAAAUGAUAAAACAACCAAAGAAAAUCUUCAACUGUCAGGAGUACUUCAGUCGAAAGAAAAGAAAAUCAACCAACAGGUGGAUGAGAUUGCUAAUCUGAAGCUUCAGUUUCAGGAGGCUAGCAUUGAAAAUGAACGAAUCAAUCUGAAACUCAACAGUUACAACUCCGCAAGUUUUGUUCUUCAACAUAAUGUUCCUAAACCAAUUGGGAAGAACAAAGCUGACGAAGAUGUAUAUUCGGACGGAACUGGGGUUGGGUAUCAUCAGUUUCCACCGCAAGUAUUGAAUAAUUUUUCAAAGAAAAAGUCCGGGUUGGUUAACGAUAAUGAAACAAAUGAGGUUAAACUUCCAGAAACAAUCGACGUCACAUUCACUUCAUCAUUCGAUGAAGACAGUGUUCAGUCCGAAGUUGUUAAAAGUAUGGUUGAAAAUGUUUUGAAAUCUGAAAGUGAUUUAACUAAGGAAGAAGAAUGCUUGAACAAUUACAUUCCGAAAUCAACAUCCAAAAACAACUUAAGUGAAGAACCUACUCUUGUGAUGUACAAAAUGUCGGGAUCAGAUAAGUUGUAUUCGGAUAUUGAAUUUCCUUUGAAAAAUGUGAAUGUUGACAAAUUGAAAAAUGUGUUCAAGUUGGUUGAGAUUGAUGUGUCUGAGAUUGAAGGGAAGAAGUAUGUUCCGAAGAAAGACCAACCAUCUGGUCAACCUCAAAAAGACGAAUUUUUCUUGUAUAAAGAGGUUGAGGUUAGGACUGAAGAAAGUUUAAAGAUGAAUGACAAAAAUUUCCCGCCAUUGUACACCAAAACCAUAAUUCUAAACGUCAAGCUACUUGAGUCGAAAGAGGCUUGGAAUCUUCCAAGAUCCAUCUCACGUUGGAUAAUGGAUAGUGGAGCUUCUCAGCACAUGACGGGGAAGAAAACCCUACUCUACGAUGUUCGAGGGUUUAAUGGAGGAUAUGUGGGAUUUGCAGGCAAUCAAGGUGGUCGUAUAGUUGGUGAAGGAACUUUUUCCAAUGGUAUUGUCACAUUUGAAAGAGUAAACUACAUCGCUGAGCUUGAAAACAAUCUUCUGAGCAUCUCUCAGAUCUGUGACCGUAUGUAUUCAACACACUUCAUGGAUAAGGAAUGUUUGAUUCUGAAGCCGGGGUUUGUUGUCCCCGAAGAGUGGGUUAUCAUGUGA